GAGGAGAGGGUGCCCCUACAAAUCCCAGGGGCUGGAGCAGGCCAGAACAUCUUUGGGUGGUGGAGUGCAGAGGAAGUGGCCUGCAGCAGAGGAGUCCCUGUGAACAGCAACCAUGACGGACCAGCAGGCUGAGGCCCGGUCCUACCUCAGCGAGGAGAUGAUCGCUGAGUUCAAGGCCGCCUUUGACAUGUUUGACGCUGACGGUGGCGGGGACAUCAGCGUCAAGGAGUUGGGCACGGUGAUGAGGAUGCUGGGCCAAACACCCACCAAAGAGGAGCUGGACGCCAUCAUCGAGGAGGUGGACGAGGACGGCAGCGGCACCAUCGACUUCGAGGAGUUCUUGGUCAUGAUGGUGCGCCAGAUGAAAGAGGACGCGAAGGGGAAGAGCGAGGAGGAGCUGGCCGAGUGUUUCCGCAUCUUCGACAGGAACGCCGACGGCUACAUCGACGCGGAGGAGCUGGCCGAGAUCUUCAAGGCCUCUGGGGAGCACGUGACGGAGGAGGAGAUCGAGUCCCUGAUGAAAGACGGCGACAAGAACAACGACGGCCGCAUCGACUUCGACGAGUUCCUGAAGAUGAUGGAGGGCGUGCAGUAAGAGGUCGGCGCUCGCCUCCGCCGAGACCGCGCGGCCCUCGGCCGGCCGUAGGGGCUCUCCCCCACCCGGUGUCAUUCCCCACCCGAGAGCGUGGCGCGGCCCCUUCUCGGAUCCCCUUCUAGAAGGAAUAAAAGCAAACGUUGCAAA
Messenger RNA from Eptesicus fuscus (big brown bat), 742 nucleotides. It is a transcript of the gene TNNC2, whose product is annotated as troponin C2, fast skeletal type. NCBI's taxonomy places the organism in Eukaryota, Metazoa, Chordata, Mammalia, Chiroptera, Vespertilionidae. The record is from RefSeq and is a predicted model, not a curated record. The transcript is spliced from 6 exons. Gene Ontology annotation, cellular component: myosin II complex. Bases 113 to 595 code for a protein of 160 amino acids. Gene Ontology annotation, molecular function: calcium ion binding.